Molecule: messenger RNA, 1494 nt
Organism: Penicillium lagena
Lineage: Eukaryota; Fungi; Ascomycota; Eurotiomycetes; Eurotiales; Aspergillaceae
Exons: 2
Coding region: 1-1494 (497 amino acids)
Source: RefSeq, a predicted model, not a curated record
AUGAUGCCUCGCCCCCAGGUCGAUUUGGAAGCCUACCAAGAGGAGAUCGUCUCUCUCUUCACUACCCAGAGGACUACCGUCGAAGAUAUCUGCUUCGCUUUGCGCCAGAAUUAUGGGCUCGCCGUCUCAGUACGGACGCUUCAGAGGCGAUUACAGGCCUGGGAAGUUAGAAGAGCGCCAAGCAUUGUGUAUAACGAGGCUAUACAGACCCGCAUCGCCACGCUAUGUACCCAAGCCGCCCUUACCACGAGUGAGAUCCUCGAAGUUCUAUCGAAUGAAGGCACUCCGAUCUCCCCCCGCACCCUCUGGACUAUUCGCUGUCAGAGGUUAGGAAUACGCCUUCGUAUCGAUGACCCUGAAGAGCAGCAGCAGCAGGAGGGAGAGAUCGAAGCUAUACUGGCCGAUCAGCUUGGGAAGGGGCAUAUUGAAGGCUACGGAAGAGGGCAUCUGUAUACCUAUCUUCGCCGGCAUAGGUAUGUCUAUGUGAGAGACCGGAUCUUCAAGAUCUGGUGUGCUCUUCGCCCAGAUGCCCUUCAGCGUCGAUCGCUUGGUCUUCAGCGCGCCCGGGGGUCGUAUACUGUGCCUGGCCCGAAUUUUGUCUGGCACAUUGAUGGGUACAUGAAGCUCCAGCCAUAUGGAAUUGAGGUCUAUGCCGCUAUCGAUGGUUACUCCCGCUAUAUUGUCUGGAUCUACGUCGGUAUAAGUACACGCACCGCGGUGAGUGUACUCCGCCAGUAUCUCGAUACCCUCUCUAUGCGUCGAUUCCAGCCACGAGCUAUUCGCGUAGACCUUGGCACCGAGACAUACCUCAUCGGCGAUGCCCACUGGGCUCUCCGGCGAGCUAUCGACCCAGAUAUUCGUCAUGAGGAGUGCUGGUGGUACGGCCGGAGUGUCCAGAACCAGCGCAUCGAGUCUUGGUGGGGACAGCUCUCUGGGUCAAAUAACUUCGUCUGGCGGAAGUUAUUUCGCUAUCUACAGGAUAGUGGCUUUUUCACAUCGUCAACCGCCGACCAGAUUGCCCUUCUCGCUGUCUAUAUGCCGUUGGUACGCUCGUCGAUUAAAGAGUUUGUUGAGACCUGGAAUACCCAUCGCAUCCGUCGGCAAAAAAAUCGCCCAGAUAGCGUCCCCGGUAAACCCUGGAUGCUCUUCCACCAUCCACAGGUCCAAGACUUCAAUAAAGGGGUAGAUCCAGUCGUAUUAAGUGGUCUACAUGAAGGGGUCGUUGGAGAUUGGGAUGCUGAUGAAUAUCUACCAGCUGAAACGCUACAGUGGUGCCGGACUCAGCUAUACCAGCUUGGCUUCGACCCUCUCCAGCCACCAGCACGAGAGAGCUAUGCUCAGCCGUAUACACACGUCUACCUAGAACUCCGCCAGCUUGUGACCAACCACAUUGAGUCAGGCGCACUACCGAUACUCGUAGUAAGCGCUCGGCCUACCGGAGGAUACAACUGGGUGCCGCCAGGGCAACCAGCUGAGGCGUACGACAAGGUUUAG